Molecule: messenger RNA, 1008 nt
Organism: Hippopotamus amphibius kiboko
Lineage: Eukaryota; Metazoa; Chordata; Mammalia; Artiodactyla; Hippopotamidae
Gene: WBP2NL
Product: WBP2 N-terminal like
Exons: 6
Coding region: 1-1008 (335 amino acids)
Biological process (GO): positive regulation of DNA-templated transcription
Cellular component (GO): nucleus
Molecular function (GO): transcription coactivator activity; chromatin DNA binding
Source: RefSeq, a predicted model, not a curated record
AUGGCAGUGAACCAGAGCCACACCGAGAGCCGUCGCGGGGCCCUCAUCCCCUCCGGUGAAAGUGUCUUGAAGCAGAGUCAGGAUGUGGACCUCUCCUUCCUACAGCAACCAGUGGGGUCUGAUCUCUUUAGUGGUACAAAGAGAGGAACAUUGUUUCUCACUUCAUACCGGGUGAUCUUCGUGACUUCACACUUAGUCAGUGACCCCAUGCUUUCUUUUAUGAUGCCAUUUGGUCUGAUGAGUAACUGCACCAUUGAACAACCAAUCUUUGCCCCCAACUACAUUAAAGGAGCCAUCCAGGCAGCUCCAGAUGGUGGCUGGGAAGGACAAGCUAUUUUUAAAUUAUCCUUCAGAAAAGGAGGUGCCAUCGAAUUUGCCCAGCUGAUGAUGAAAGCUGCCUCUGCUGCUGCCAGAGGAAUUCCACUUGGAAGCGUAAAUUACUGGUUUGGCGCUUCAGGACUGUAUAUAAUUACUACACCAGGGGGCAUGAUGUGCACCCAGCAGGCGCCUUGUCCAGCAUACCCAGUUGUGGUCUAUGGACCCCCACCACCAGGAUAUGGAGCCCAAACAGGGGAAUAUGGAGCUCCACCAGCAGGAUAUGGAGCCCCACCUAUGGGAUAUGGAGCCCCACCUGUGGGAUAUGGAGCCCCACCUGUGGGAUAUGGAGCCCUACCUGUGGGAUAUGGAGCCCUGCCUGGGGGAUAUGCAGCCCCACCUGCAGGAUAUGGAGCCCCACCUGCAGGAUAUGGAGCCCCGCCUGGGGGAUAUGCAGCCCCAGCAGGAUAUGGAGCCCUGCCUGGGGGAUAUGGAGCCCCACCAGUGACAUAUGAAGCCCUGUCUGCAGAAUACGGAGCCCCAUCAGCUGGAAAUGAAGCCCCACCUCCAGCAUAUGAAGCUCCACCUGCUGGAAAUAGAGCUGCCUCUCACAAAUCUGUGGCAGCCCGGCCGGAGGCUUCUCUUCCCUCUACCUCAUCUUCUCUGGCUCGUUUACCACCUUCUAAGAAGUAA